AUGGACGAUUCCAUGGAUGUGGAUUAUUUCAAGCGACAGCCAAGAGAGUCAUCAUGGGACGAACAGGCAUCGAUCGUUAAUUCGGAAACCAGCGCGAUCUUGGGAACGACUUGGGGAACUGAUGGAAUUGCGACGCCAGUCACAGCAGAGACUUCGCAGAUGGCAGCAAGCCACAAUCUGGCUGCGGAAGCUGCUUCAUUGCCUGAAGGGUUGUUGGAAAGUUUGGCUGGGAGUGCGUCGAUAACACCUGCAUCGUCGGCGACUACAAGCGACACGACAUCAGCCAUGCCCUCCUCAAUCAGCAGUCUAUCCGUGGUGUCUGAAACCAGUAUACCAAUGACUAUAACGUUGACAUUCCCAACUGCAUCCUCAGAGACAGCCAUGACUCUCUCCGGCACAGUGGUCAGUACUACCACUACUAGUUCUAGUGCCCUCGAGACCGGGACAGCAGCCCCCGGCGCCUACUCCGGUGGAGGCGACUCGGUCAAAAACAAACUCGCCAUCGCUCUGCCCAUCGCUAUAGUCGGUCUCCUCGUCAUUCUAGCUCUGAUAUUCUUCUUUGUUCGUCGUCGGAAGCAUCGCAAAGCCCGUCCUCCAUAUGAAAUGUCAGAUACCAAAACACCAGGCGUCUCAACCGCCGCUCUCAUGACUACUACGCCCAAGAUCGCCAUCACUUCUCCCCAACCAGCGACAGUAAAUCUGUCCCGACUACCAGUAAUCGAUGUGAUGAGAAGUCAAGACCACGAACACGCCCCCAGGCCCGGUUCCGCAUCUGCACGCUCAGAUGACGAUCCACGCACGGAACUGGGAGUCGCCGUGGCCGUCCCGAUGGACCAACGACUCAGCGCGACGGAGCAUGAUCUACGUGAGUUUAGUCGCCCGGUAUCAUCGGCCAGUCACCGUGUCAGUGCUGGACCGCCUAGUGGUGGGCUGGCGAGUGUGCGGAUGCCAUUUGAGAAUCAGAGUAGUGAUGAGACUGAUGCGGUGUCGAUUGUUUCCGGGGAGCAUGGGCGGACGGAUCAUGAACGUGAUUUUGAUGACAUGUCUUCUGUUUCGUCUUUUGAUGAUGAGCAUCCGCGGAUCUCAUGA
This is a messenger RNA of Penicillium daleae, 1089 nucleotides long. RefSeq lists its product as uncharacterized. The coding region runs from base 1 to 1089 and encodes 362 amino acids. Lineage: Eukaryota; Fungi; Ascomycota; Eurotiomycetes; Eurotiales; Aspergillaceae. The record is from RefSeq and is a predicted model, not a curated record. The transcript has a single exon.